AGUGUUAGAAUUUCCAUAACUUGGACCAGUGUCAGAAGCUUACUGUAACUCUUGUCAUUUCAUGCAUUCUGAUCUUCUACUCAGGCCUGUGGUUUGGCCUUGUGAUCGGCACUCCCUCCCACUGCAAGUUCAGCUGUUGGUGGGCACUCCCUCGUACACUGCUUUUGAGAACUGAGCUGAAAGGGAUCCAAGAUUCAUACUGAGCUACAUAACAGGAAGAGAAGCUGCGAGUGUGAGAGGUAAGAAGGGAAAACAAGCAGCAAACACAGGGACACCUGCGAAAAGGUCUUCUGCAAACAUGUUUCCCUGCUGUGGUCUCAUAAUAGUUUGCUCAAAGAAGCCAGUCCCUCUCAAGGGGAUCUCGGUUGAUGUCCAAGUGAAAGGCUUUGUGGCCGAUGUUUCUGCAACUCUGAAAUAUAAGAACGUGGAGGAGAAUGCAGUGGAAGCUCUCUUCGUGUUCCCUAUGGAUGAUGACUCCGCUGUGUACAGUUUUGAGGCGACAGUGGAAGGAAAGAAGAUUAUAGCAGAUAUUCAGGAGAGAGAGCAGGCUCGCAAAACCUAUGAUGAAGCUAUUAGCAAGGGGCAACAGGGGUUCUUAUUGGAGGAGGACAAGAGCUCUGGUGACAUCUUCAGCUGCACUGUGGGGAAUCUACUCCCUGGUCAGGAGGCCGAGGUGACACUAUGCUUUGUUCGGGAGCUGCCAGUGGAGGCGGAUGGAGCAGUGCGCUUUGUAUUGCCAGCAGUACUCAACCCCCGAUACACUCCAAAAGAUGAAGAGCCGAGUAUUACCGCCACACGCCCCCAGGUUCCCAUUGGUCAGAUUCCGUACACUCUGUCAUUGAAUGCUCACUUCCAAUCUGCGUACGGCAUUUCCAAAAUCGAGUCUAACUGCAACAUCACCCCUUUGGAGUACACGGAUACUGACAAGACAGCAGCCAAAGUGUCUCUGGCUCAGGGGCAUAAGUUUGAACGAGAUGUUGAGCUUCUUGUUUAUUAUAAUGAGGUGAACAAGCCUAGUGCUACUGUGGAAUCAGCGCUUCCAGACGCCAAAGCAGGGUCUGUGAUGGCAGAGCAAGUGGUGAUGUUGAAUUUCUACCCUAGCUUCCCAGCAAUGCAAGAGCAGUCUAAUUGUGGGGAGUUCAUCUUUCUCAUGGAUCGCUCUGGAAGCAUGGAAUGUGCAAUGAAUUCAAAACCAAAUUCGCCUCAACGCAUUCAGAGCGCAAAGGAGACACUGGUCCUUCUAUUAAAGAGUUUACCACUUGGUUGUUACUUCAAUAUAUAUGGUUUUGGGUCCCAUUUCGAGUCCUUUUUUCCGGAAACCAUGGAGUACACACAGAAGUCAAUGGAGGAGGCGGUGAAGAAAGUUACAGAGAUGGAAGCAGACUUUGGAGGAACAGAAAUCUUGCAACCCUUAAAAAAAAUCUAUAAAACUGGUGUCAGGUCAGAGCACCCAAGACAGCUCUUUGUUUUCACAGAUGGAGAAGUUGGGAAUACCAAGCAAGUGAUAGCAGAAGUUCAAAAGAACUCCCAACAUCACCGGUGA
Molecule: messenger RNA, 1543 nt
Organism: Pelobates fuscus (common spadefoot toad)
Lineage: Eukaryota; Metazoa; Chordata; Amphibia; Anura; Pelobatidae
Product: von Willebrand factor A domain-containing protein 5A-like
Exons: 10
Coding region: 299-1543 (414 amino acids)
Source: RefSeq, a predicted model, not a curated record